ACUGUGACUUUAAAGGGGUGUUGGUUCGCUGAGAGGUAACAGAUAGGUUUAAUUUAGUCUCUAAGAACACAUCGUGCAUCUCGGAGCCUCUCUGCCGCUUUUUACCAGCGUUGUCUACAAAGCUUUCAAGACAUUCUCCCCCCAAAAAAGCUUUGCGUGUCAGCCGCUACACCCUUCCCGGAGCGAUGGGAGAGGCCGAGACGCGUCAGAAAUUGCUGCGCAAUGUGAAGAAAGAGGUGAAACAAAUUAUGGAGGAGGCGGUAACAAGGAAAUUUGUGCAUGCAGACAGCAGCCACAUCAUAUCCUUCUGUGCUGUAGUGGAGGCCUGCAUGCUUCAUGGGCUGAAGCGCCAUAUUGCAGGCCUGCUGUGUAGUAACAAGGUUGCAGCACUCUUCAUGAAGGCGGCAAAAAGCUUUUCGCCUGCUGAGGAACUCUGCCACAAGGUCCAGGAGCUGGAACAGCUCAUCGAAAACAGCAAGCAGAACAAUUCUUCACUGAGUAAUGACCGCAGUCGGCAAUCCAAGUUGGCCAACCUCCCUCCUCAGGCACUGAAACACCUGUGGAUCCGAACUGCACUCAUGGAGAAACUCCUGGACAAGAUUGUCCUGUACUUGGUGGAGAACAGCAGUGCCUUCUAUGAGAAAGAAGCCAUGUUGAUGGAUCCUGUGGAUGGACCAAUUCUUGCAUCUCUUUUGGUUGGCCCUUGUGCUUUGGAGUACACCAAAGUUAAGACCGCAGACCAUUUCUGGACAGACCCAUCUGCUGACGAGCUCGUACAGCGGCAUCGCAUCCACAGCGGCCACUGUCGGCAGGAUUCACCCUCCAGACGACCUGCCCUGAUCCAGAAGAGGCAGUCCAGUGGUAGCAUGGACGAUCGCCCUCUCAUGUGGGUGAGGGAUUAUGUUGAAUCACUCCACCAAAACUCCAGAGCCACACUUCUGUUUGGAAAGAACAAUGUCCUGGUGCAGCCGAGAGAUGACAUGGAGGCCAUCCCAGGCUACCUUUCUCUUCAUCAAACUGCAGACCUCAUGACACUGAAAUGGACGCCCAAUCAGCUGAUGAAUGGCAAUGUGGGAGAGCUAGAUUCUGAGAAAAGUGUUUAUUGGGAUUAUGCUAUGACAAUUCGUUUGGAUGAGAUUGUGUAUCUCCACUGUCAUCAGCAAGUGAACAGUGGUGGGACAGUAGUUUUAGUGAGCCAGGACGGGAUCCAGAGACCUCCUCUACAUUUCCCCAAAGGAGGCCACCUCCUCCAGUUUCUCACCUGCCUAGAGACCGGCUUGCUACCUCAUGGACAGCUGGACCCACCACUCUGGAAUCAGAGAGGAAAGGGAAAGGUUUUCCCCAAACUGCGAAAGAGGAGUCCACACGGCUCAUGUGAUUCUGUAUCAGAUAAGGAAGAUGAUGAAGCAACCGAUUAUGUGUUUCGGAUCCUGUUUCCUGGCAAUCAGAUGGAGUUCAUGGCUCUGGAGCUGAUGGACCAGGGUGUGAACAUGUGGCAACCAACGCCCAGAAAGUCCUCGUGCUCCUCCUGCUCACAGAAUGGCUCUUCUGAUGGCUCUCUGCCUAAUGGCUGUAAUCAGGAAAGGGCUCCCUUAAAGCUCCUUUGUGACACCAUGAAGUACCAGAUAAUCUCCCGUGCUUUCUAUGGAUGGCUUGCAUACUGCCGUCAUCUGUCCACAGUUCGUACCCACCUUUCUGCUCUGGUCAACACCACUAUUGUUGACCCUGAUAUGCCCUGUGGUGCCCAAGGAGGCCUCUCUGUGGAGGUCUGGGGCAGGUUCCUCAAGGACAGCUCUGCCUAUGAGGAAAAGGAGAUACACAGGCUUGUGUAUUUUGGUGGUGUGGCUCCUUCUCUACGCAAAGAGGUCUGGCCCUUCCUAUUGGGACACUACCAGUUCACCAUGACUGAGAAAUGCCGGAUUGAGAUUGAUGAGCAGAUGCGGAACAUGUAUGAGCAGACUAUGAAGGAGUGGCAGGGUUGUGAGGCCAUUGUCCGUCAGAGGGAGAGAGAGAAACAUGCUGAGGCCCUUGCCAGAUGUUCGUCUGGAGCCAGUGUGGAAAGAGGACCAGUGCAGCGGGACUCCACCAUCAGUACAGAUUCGUCUCUAAGUAGCAGCUCAGAUCAACAGAAUGCCCACUCACAAAGUGAUUCCAGCAGUAACGCACAGGUAUUUGAAUCGGUUGAGGCAGUGGAUCAGAUUGAGACUGAGCCCAGGGCUGAGGAAGGAGAAGUACAGCACAGUAGUCCACUGAAGGACAUCACCAGUGGCAAUGUAGGCGCCCCACAACUUCCCUCCUGCAACCCCUCCUCCCCAGGUCUGUCCAAUCACUGUCCCGGUUCAGAAAACAGCACUCUUGUUACGGAGUCAGCUGUUGGAUCUACAACCUUUCAGCAGACAGCGGAAGCAUCAGAAAUCUUAAAAAGGAAAACUACACCUGGAUCACAGCCAGCAGGGGAGGAUGCAAUGGACCCAGUAGCCAAGGACAAGGUUUUAGAGACCAAGAUGGAGACAGUUUCAGAAAGUGAGGUGGUUAAGGACUGUGGAAUCAGUAAGUCACAAGAGACAUCUGAAUCUGAAGAAAAACCUGAAGUAGAAGAAAAAGAUGUAACAAAAGAGCAAUCUGAAGAAUUAAAAGCAGUAGACACAAAUAUGAAUUUAAGAUGUGUUCCAGAGAACACUAAUGUUCUAAAGCUAGAAACAGAGAUUCAUAAUGAAUAUUUCCAAGCACCUCCACUUGGGCAGACCUUGACUUUUCAAGCACACAAGAGCAAAGUUUUGGAAGUGGAGCCAUUGUGUCCGCCCACAGCAGAAAAAGAUACUAAUCCACCAAGUGAAAUAAAGCCAGAGAUUCCUGAAAACCCUGAAACAACUUCUGAAAAAAACCCAUCACAAAUGACAAAGUCAGAAAGAAAGGAUGCUGAAGCAGCAGUUUGUGACUUGGCUGAAACCAAAAAAGCUGCAGAAAUUCCAUUUGAGAAACCUGGUUCAAAUUCACCUGUCAGACAAGUACUGAAUGCUCUUCAGUCAGCAUCAAGGGGGAGCCUUUCGUUAUCGUCCCACUCCCGGCAGUCCCCAGACACAGCAGAUUCAGAUGACUCUCCUUCUGCCCUAGAAAUGGAAGACAUUCCUGCAGGGAUAACGUGUGUGACCUCUGAGGAUAUCAAGGCCAGGCCUUUGGCAGACCUUGCUGCACCCCCUGUCUCCUUUGCACAAAGAGAGAAAAUGGCAUCAGUGGAUCUUGUCCUAGAUUACCAUCUGGACACAGCCUAUAACACCAGUCCUGAGGGCACCGACCUGGGCCUUUCAGAAGAGGAGCCUGAGAUGGAAAAUGUGCUCAUUGAACCAGAGUCUGCAGAGGUGGGAAGAGACACCAAACCCGAUGAAUCCUCAGAAGAACAAACCUAUUCUCAAGAAACACUGGACAUGUACUUGAUCAAUUUACAUCGCAUUGACAAAGAUGUCAGACGUUGUGACAGAGCAUAUUGGUACUUCACUCCUGAGAACCUGGAUAAGCUGCGUAACAUCAUGUGCAGUUACGUGUGGCAGCAUCUGGAUACAGGUUACGUCCAGGGCAUGUGUGAUCUGCUAGCUCCCCUGCUGGUUAUUCUGGACGACGAGGUCAUGGCAUUUAGCUGCUUUACUGAACUGAUGAAGAGGAUGAACCAGAAUUUUCCUCAUGGAGGUGCCAUGGACUCUCACUUUGCCAACAUGCGUUCUCUCAUCCAGAUCCUGGACUCUGAGCUGUUUGAAUUGAUGCAGCAGAAUGGAGACUAUACUCACUUCUACUUCUGUUAUCGCUGGUUUCUACUUGACUUCAAAAGAGAAAUGGUGUAUGAUGACGUGUUCUCUGUGUGGGAAACAAUCUGGGCGGCCAAGUAUACCUCCUCUGAGCACUUUGUGCUCUUCAUUGCUCUGGCACUCGUGGAGAUGUAUAGAGACAUCAUCCUAGAAAAUAACAUGGACUUCACAGACAUCAUCAAGUUCUUUAAUGAAAUGGCAGAGCGACACAAUGUCCCGCAGGUCCUGAUGAUGGCUCGAGACUUGGUCCACAAAGUGCAGACACUCAUAGAAAACAAGUGAUGCUGCUGUUCUGCUGAUGCUUCCACGUUUCUUUGUGCUAAAUUGUUACAAGAUACUGACACGACCACAUAAUAGUCAUGUAUUCAAGAGGAAAGGAAUCAGUGUUAAUGACACGAUUGGUACGUACUGAAACCCUAAAACUGCUCAUUAUUCUAAGAUAGUUGUGUAGCAACUUCUUUCCAGUUGCUCCUCUCUUUAUUCAGGAGAUGCAACUAUUGCCAGUAAAUUUAUUUUUGAAGUGUUAUUGUUCACCUAGUGAAUGUACCCUUGUUGAAACUGCUUCAGGUUGUUAUUUAUUUUGCCUUAAAAUUAGCAAUUUUUUCAGGGAUACAGCAACCAAAUUCUGCACUGUAUUGUUACGUAUAUUCUACAAGGUUAAUUUUGUUCCGUUAUACCAACCAUACAUCUUGUGAUGCACUUGAAUAUAUUUUCCGUAUUAUUAUUAUUUUGCUGAAAUUGUAGCUACCAUGCACUUGAAUAUAUUUUCAGUAAUAAUGUCUGGCAUUAGUAGAUGAUUGGGUUUUGUAAACAUUAGAAGUACAAGGUUGUGUCCAAGUAGCAUGUGUGGUUUGCUUCUCAAUAGCCAUGUUGAGGACCACUUGCUGGCUUCUCUGAGGCUUGAUGGUCCUUUCCCUGUGUUUGCCUCUGAUGCACACAAGUUUGCAGGAUAUCCAGACCGAACCUGUGAACUCUGUGCGGCAUGAUUGCACAUAGUUUGCAUAUACAGUAUCGCCCUUUUCUCUGGCACCCAACCAAGUUCUUAUACUGUGUGCUCCUUCCAUAUCUGACCUCCUCUAUGCAUUGAUUAAGGUGUGAUUCACCAUGCUUAAUUUCAUCCUUUGAACCCUCUCCUAGCUUUUAUUUCUGUGCAAACCAAUGGUUCUCUGGAAUCAACUGGUUCAAAUGGUUAAUGCAGACAGUACAUUCUUCUUACCGUAAAUAACACAAUGCUGCUCAGGCUGAAGAAUUCAGCUGCUGGUUUUCACGACAUCAAGACAGUGCCAACAGAUUCUGCUUCCUUGCAGCAUUGCGAGAGCUGCUGUGAUGGUUUGUUUUGAGCUGGUGGAAAACUCAAAGGGGUAUGCAAUAAAGGCAGCAUGCCUCCUCUGCACUUCUCUCCUUCACUAUCACCUUCAUCAGUUUCAUGUUUUUGCCCAAGCUUCAUUAUCACCUCAAGCUCUCUGUGUUCAUACCUGUUGAAAAGGAGCUCUGCUUGCUAACCACCUCUCAUUUAAGGCUUAAGCCAGUAUCACAUUCGUGGAUUCUUAUUCGACACCUUUCCUCAAUUAAAUUUUGUUUCCUGUAAAGCUAGUGUGUACCCAGUGUGUACCUCCUUCAUUUAUUCAUUUGAAAGAGCAGUCAAAUUGCGCUCAGCCUGCUGAAUUUUAACUGGUGCCCCCCAGUUCCUUGGAAGACUCACUUUCUGGCCAGACUGUUAUGGUCACCAGAUUUACACACUGCACACCUCUUAGCUUGAGUGAACACAUGAACUCCUCACUCAAGAGUUUCUGUUCAUUGUAAUGUAUUACAGUGCUGCUCACACUGUCAUAACUUCAGCUACUUCAUUAGCUUUUCACAGUCUAGCAAGUACCAGAAAGUCAAGUCAACUUAUUACAUUUAAAGGGUCGGUUCAGUGGUAGCUAGUCAGUGGUAUGUAGCCAUGAAGAUAUUUUCGGUUUUAUGUGUGCAGGUUUUAAGAUAUUCAGCACUGAAUCUUCUGCUGCUACUCCAAUACAGUGGAGGUGAAUUUAAUAGCAAUGUGUCUUCAAACAAUGUCCUGGAGAUGUCUUUAUAGUUUAAAGUGAAACUAUUUUUGUUAGACAGUAAUUCAAAAGUAAUCCCAGAAAGGUCUGUGAAUCUGAUCUGUUUGACAGAAAUCUCAGAUGGAUAUCCUAAAAUCUCAGCAGAUAAAUACAAAACUAUCUACAUGGCUGGAUACCUCCUUAAAUAUGUCAGAAAAUAUAAUUUAUUGGUGCCAUUCACAAUUGCAAAAUAGCCAAAACACACCCAUGUUUGGUUCACUGUGGCUUAAAUUCCAGUGUUUUGAUAUCACUGCUAAUGUGUCUCCAUAUGAUCUUCUAAAACAUGCCUGAGUAUUGCUGUUUGUGUCUUGCUGUAUUUGCUGUCAGAAGAUUUAUUGUAUACAAUGUGUUAAAGAGAAAUUGACUUAUUGUAUAACUAAGCUAGUACAUAUUUAUUAAAUGCAAUACAAUGUCUGUAUAUGGGCUUUAUCUGAUUAUGAUGAACAGAUAGAUAAAAAUAUGCCAUUGGAAAUAAAUAUAUAUUUAUUUUUUUUCUGUGUCUUCUCAAAUUGUCACCUGGUAUAAUUCAUUUAUUGCGUAUUAAAAAUAUUAUAUUUUGCA
Messenger RNA from Siniperca chuatsi (mandarin fish), 6445 nucleotides. RefSeq names its product small G protein signaling modulator 1b (gene sgsm1b). The record is from RefSeq and is a predicted model, not a curated record. The transcript is spliced from 25 exons. Lineage: Eukaryota; Metazoa; Chordata; Actinopteri; Centrarchiformes; Sinipercidae. Gene Ontology annotation, biological process: activation of GTPase activity. Gene Ontology annotation, molecular function: GTPase activator activity. Bases 186 to 4082 code for a protein of 1298 amino acids.